Aspergillus niger is the source of this 384-nucleotide messenger RNA. RefSeq lists its product as hypothetical. The record is from RefSeq and is a predicted model, not a curated record. The coding region runs from base 1 to 384 and encodes 127 amino acids. Lineage: Eukaryota; Fungi; Ascomycota; Eurotiomycetes; Eurotiales; Aspergillaceae. The transcript has a single exon.
AUGACCAUGAGCACUAGUGAUUCGACAGUAACUCAUGAGUACUCAAACACAAUGCUUCCGAGUGAUGAAUGUCAACAUUCCGAAACGUAUGACACUACCAACUCUUUCCCCCUGCCAACUCGGCAUAUUGUUCCAUGUAGCAGAAGAGUAUCAUCCGAAAUUGUCUUUGAAGGCGGCAUCGUAGAUCUGGCGGUGAUGGUAGCACGGUCAAAAUCGAAAUCGAAUCGAAAUCGGCAAGUUUGCUGCAUCUCAGGUGGAGAACGAUGCCUCGGGUACGAAGGACUGCAGAUCUUCAACCUUGUUCUGCAGAACGAUACGCUGUUAGAUUCUCUGCGCUUUCAGCAACUAACUGCCGUGGAAAUGAUCAUAGUUCCGUGGAAAUAA